Capsella rubella is the source of this 806-nucleotide messenger RNA. RefSeq lists its product as uncharacterized. The coding region runs from base 79 to 663 and encodes 194 amino acids. The transcript has 2 exons. Lineage: Eukaryota; Viridiplantae; Streptophyta; Magnoliopsida; Brassicales; Brassicaceae. The record is from RefSeq and is a predicted model, not a curated record.
AGACAAGAAAACAAACAUUCAUCUGCCGAAAAACAACUCAGUAAAAGAGAAGUAAGGAUCAAGAACCUCUCUUGAUCAAUGGCGAUUUCGAAGAAGCUCCAUAUACUCUUUCUUCUCUCAGUCUUUCUCUCCCUUCAUCGUCCUGUUCUUUCCGAUGAAGAAGAGGUUCUUAUUACAGUCCUCAACAACUACAGAACAUCCAUAAACCUAACAGCCUUGGUAAAAAACGAAAACGCAGAAUGCCUAGCUGACGAAUUAGCAGACCAAUUCAAGAACCGACCAUGCACAAACACCACUGGCUCAGCUGCAGUUCCUGGAACAGAACCUGGAUUCUCAAACUUCCCUAAACUACUCUCUAAAUGCCGACUCAACAUUACAGUCACUAGAGACGGUGUGAUCUUGCCAUCUUGUGUUCCUCACCUUGAUCAGACCCUUGUCUUGAACAAUUACACAAAGUCACAGUACUCCAGGAGUUUGAACGAUUCUAAGUUCACUGGGAUUGGUAUUGGUUCUGAUGAUAACUGGGUUGUCGUUGUCCUCACGACAAACACACCAGAGGGUAGCUAUUCUCCGGCUACUAACUCUGGAGCUUUAGCAUUCCGAGUUAACGGCGUUGUUUCUUCAAGUUUCUUGUUUCUUCUCUCUUGUUUCCUCAUGUUUUGAGUCCUUAUUCUUUUUUUUUUUGUUUUGUUUUCCAUAUUUGAAAUGACCUCAUUGUAUUUGUUUCAUAUAAUAUGCUGUGGUGAGUUUGUAUGGUAAUAUAUAAAGAGAAGAACAAUGUUGGAGAGCAAAAUCACCUUUCUUAA